AUGUCCCUAUCGGUGAUCCCAGUCUCCAACGAGACCAAGAACACAUCGCACCGCACCACCAAGGAUGGCCGUCGCAUUCGCUAUGAUAUGCAGGUGAUCCAGCAGCCCGAGCGCGCCCGUGCCUGUGGCAGCGGUGCCAAGUCGAGCGCUGACCGUCGCCCUGUGGAUCCUCCACCCAUUGUCGAGCUGCGCAUCUUCGAGAACGACCAGGAUGUCACCUUCGCCUACAACGCCAACUUCUUCCUGCACGCCAGUCUCGAGAAUGCCCGUCCCCUCGCUGCAGGUCGUACUGCACCUUCCAUCUCUGGCACACCAGUCCUCACUGGCACUCCAGUUGCUGGCAUGGCCUACCUCGACCGCCCAACGCCUGCCGGCUACUUCAUCUUUCCCGAUCUCUCUGUCCGCCACGAGGGCAAGUACCGUCUCAGCUUUGCCCUGCUCGAGAACCUGAGCGAGGUCAAGGAUCUUGACCCAGAUGACCCGAACGUGAUCCACGACGGUAACCGCUUCGUCACCAACCGCUGCGAGGUCAAGUCGGCGCCCUUCACCGUCUUCUCCGCAAAGAAGUUCCCUGGAUUGUCAGAGAGCACUGCGCUCAGCCGCAUGGUCGCCGAGCAGGGUUGCCGUGUCCGCAUAAGACGCGAUGUUAGGAUGAGGCGUCGUGAGAACAAGAGCUCGAAGGAGUGGGACGGCUACGACGAGGAAAAUGAGUAUGGACAACAAGCACGACGCACGCCAACUCCUGAAACCUAUGGUGGACAACCUGGCAUGCCAGCACCUGGCGCCCCUAUGGAUGAACGUCCUCGUUCUGUGUCGAACGCCAGCAACUCAUCGCUGGCUCCUCCGCGUCGUCCAAGCAUGGAUGAGAUGGCACAGGCCUACCAGCAGCCGAACACCAACUACCAGCAGAUGCCUCCACCGCAGAACGCCGGUUACUCUCACAUGCCAAGCCAGCCUCAAUAUCAGCCGCAGUACCAGCAGCAACAGCAGUACGCUCCUCCGCCCGCGAGCCACAUGAUGCAGCCACCUCAACCCUCAUACUCGCAACCGCACCAGCAACAACCCCAGCACCAGCCUCAGCCUGCGUACAACGGCUACCAGACUCACACUACGAUGCCAAUGAACCAGUCUUACGGAUACCCAAAUCAUCAACAGCCACAGCAGUCUCACUACGAACCCCGCCAGGAACAACCAGCCGCCCAUCAUCAGCCAAUCGACUACCGCAGACCAUCCAUCCCUCAGCCAACUCAACAAUACGCGCCUUCGAGCCAACCGCAAUUGAUGUCGCCUUACAGUCCGGUAGACCCGUAUCAGCAACGAUCGCAGUCUAUGAGUCAUCCUAUGCAACCGAUGCAAACACCUGCCCGUCCUGCCUCGAUCUCUGGCCCAAGCAGUAUGCACCCACACAACAGCCACGCUCUACCCACACUGAAGACCUUGCAACCGCCAAUUGGCACAGACAAGCUGACGCCUGUCUCGCCUUCGUACAACUCGCCAAUGAACACGAUGUCUUCAGGUACCGUGUCUGCCAACUCCGACACCUCCAACUCGAAUUACGCUCUGCACAACUACCCUGCCUCGAACCUCCCACCAAUGUCAAGUACUGCCGGCCAGAAACGAUCCUUCUCCAACACAUUCGACCAGGGUCACGUCACCGGGCGCUUGACGCAGGCUGCCAUGAGCUACCGGCGAGCAGACGGCACACAACGUCAGCGUCACGUUCCAGAGGUGAAUGUCUAG
This is a messenger RNA of Macroventuria anomochaeta, 1740 nucleotides long. Its product is annotated as sexual development activator VeA. Lineage: Eukaryota; Fungi; Ascomycota; Dothideomycetes; Pleosporales; Didymellaceae. The transcript is spliced from 2 exons. The record is from RefSeq and is a predicted model, not a curated record. The coding region runs from base 1 to 1740 and encodes 579 amino acids.